Messenger RNA from Tripterygium wilfordii, 2676 nucleotides. Its product is annotated as protein transport protein SEC23-like. Gene Ontology annotation, biological process: COPII-coated vesicle cargo loading; endoplasmic reticulum to Golgi vesicle-mediated transport; intracellular protein transport. The transcript is spliced from 12 exons. NCBI's taxonomy places the organism in Eukaryota, Viridiplantae, Streptophyta, Magnoliopsida, Celastrales, Celastraceae. Gene Ontology annotation, cellular component: COPII vesicle coat; endoplasmic reticulum exit site. The record is from RefSeq and is a predicted model, not a curated record. Gene Ontology annotation, molecular function: zinc ion binding; GTPase activator activity. Bases 220 to 2511 code for a protein of 763 amino acids.
AGUGAUCGAGUUAAUCUGGAAACAAAUAGUGAAAAACUGAAAAUACGUCGAGAUCUGCAAAGACGACUAGCAGAGCCUCUCUCAUCUGCUCAGGCUAUUGAGGUGAAGAGGACUCCAUGAAUUCAGGGAUAGUGGUACUAGUAGUGAGAGUGCAAUAAUUUUUUUUCUUCCUGAAUUUCGAUAACAUCAACAAGUUCUGAAAUCUGAAUUGGACGAAAAAUGGCGGAAUUCAUGGACCUGGAAGCGCAAGACGGGGUGAGGAUGGCGUGGAACGUGGUGCCAGGGACGAAGCAAGAAGCGGCGAACUGCGUUGUACCGGUUUCCGCCAUCUACACUCCGAUCAAGCCCUUCCCGAAUAUGCCUCUCCUUCCCUACGCUGCUCUUCGCUGCCGCACUUGCCGUUCGGUCCUCAACCCCUUCUCAAUCGUCGAUUUCAUCGCUAGGAUCUGGAUCUGCCCGUUCUGCUUCAAUCGGAACCACUUCCCGCCUCAGUAUUCGUCCAUCUCCGAAGACAAUCUUCCCGCCGAGCUCUUCCCUAACUACACUACAAUUGAGUAUGCCGAGCCUCAGUCUUCUCCUCCUCUCCCUCCUCCGGUCCUACUCUUUGUCGUCGACACCUGCAUCAUUGAGGAGGAGAUGACAUUCCUCAAGUCCGCCCUCUCUCAGGCCAUUCAUCUCCUUCCGGAUAAUUCACUUGUGGGACUCAUCACCUUUGGCACCUUUGUCCAGGUCCACGAGCUUGGCUUCUCUCAGAUCCCCAAGUCCUACGUUUUCAGGGCUACCAAAGACCUCGUCUCCAAGGACCAGCUCCUUGAACAUAUGAGCUUCUUCCUCAAGAAGCCUAAGCCCCCUACUGGUGUUGUUGCUGGAGCUAGGGAUGGUCUCUCUCCGGAGAGCAUCGCUCGCUUCCUCUUGCCCGCCUCUGAGUGCGAGUUUGCACUUGAGUCGGUUUUGGAGGAGCUUCAGAAAGAUCCUUGGGCCGUCCCUGCUGAUCAGCGGGCUAUCAGGUGCACUGGCACAGCCUUGAGUGUGGCUGCCAGCUUGUUAGGAGCUUGUGUUCCUGGUUCGGCUGCUAGAAUCAUGACAUUUGUUGGUGGCCCGGCUACGGAAGGACCUGGUGCUAUUGUGUCAAAGAAUCUAUCUGAGCCAAUCCGUUCACACAAGGACCUUGACAAAGAUUCUGCUCCCUAUUAUCACAAAGCUGUCAAGUUCUAUGAGGGACUUUCCAAACAGCUUGUACAUCAAGGACACGUGCUUGAUUUGUUUGCUUGUGCCCUGGACCAGGUAGGUAUGGCUGAGAUUAAAGUUGCAGUUGAAAGAAGCGGGGGGCUUGUUGUGCUAGCAGAAAGUUUUGGACAUUCAGUAUUUAAGGACUCUCUUAGACGUGUUUUUCAAUCAGGCGAAAAUGAUCUUGGUUUAUCAUCGAAUGGUAUAUUUGAGAUAAACUGCUCAAAGGAUAUUAAAGUUCAGGGAGUUAUUGGACCUUGUGCAUCUCUUGAAAAGAAAGGUCCUCUGUGCUCUGACAAUGUAGUUGGCCAGGGGGGGACUAGUGCUUGGAAGUUGUGUAGCCUUGACAAUGCUACAUCCCUGAGCAUAAUAUUUGAAAUUGCCAGGAAGGACAGCCCGGAAGCUACUGUUCAAUCCACAAGCAAUCAAUUCUAUUUUCAAUUUGUAACUUAUUACCAGCAUAACAGUGGUCAAAUGAGACUUCGUGUUACAACCCUGUCAAGAAGAUGGAUAGCUGGUCCUGGAAGCAUACAGGACUUGAUAGCUGGAUUUGACCAAGAAGCAGCUGCAGUAACCAUGGCACGAAUUGUUUCUUCCAAGAUGGAAAUAGAGACUGAGUUUGACCCCAUAAGAUGGCUGGACAAAGCUUUGAUACAUUUGUGUUCUCGGUUUGGAGACUUCCAAAAGGACAGCCCUUCUUCUUUCAGCUUAUCUCCACGGCUUUCAAUAUUUCCUCAGUUUAUUUUUCAUUUACGGCGUUCACAGUUUGUCCAGGUCUUCAAUAACAGCCCAGAUGAGACGGCAUACUUCAGAAUGAUCCUGAAUCGAGAAAAUGUGGCCAAUUCAGUUGUGAUGAUUCAGCCUUCAUUGAUUUCUUACUCGUUUCAUUCAGGACCAGAACCGGCACUUCUUGAUGUGGCUGCCAUUGCAGCUGACAGGAUCCUGCUUUUGGACUCUUAUUUCACAAUUGUUAUAUUUCAUGGUGCAACUAUUGCUCAGUGGCGAAAAGCUGGAUAUCAUAAUCAGCCUGAACAUCAGGCGUUUGCCCAGCUGCUGCAAGCUCCUUGCGAUGAAGCUGAAGCUAUAAUCAAGGAAAGGUUUCCAGUUCCUCGUCUGGUCGUUUGUGAUCAGCAUGGUUCACAGGCCCGUUUUCUCCUUGCAAAGUUGAACCCUUCUGCUACAUAUAACUCCGAAGCUCCCGUUCCAGGUGGAGACGUCAUAUUUACUGAUGAUGUUAGCUUUGAGGUUUUCUUGGAUCAUCUGCAGAGAUUGGUAGUUCAAUAAAAUUUUUGACAUUGCUUCAACAAUUUUGUAAAAUUUGUCUUCAAAUUUUUGUACAGUAGUCCAUUCCACUUACUUCAGGCAUUUUUGAGUUCGUUAUUUACAGAACAUGUUAUGUUUUAUGUUUUGAUUUCUGUGGAAUGUUAUCCGAGCCCCCACUUCAUCCGA